GAUUUCUCAGGAAAAAUGCUAAAGAAAACGAACAGCCGACCUAACCGUCGCCUCCACCUCAUCCCAUUUUCCAGUCGCCGCCGCCGCUGCAGGAGCCGGAGCCGCCGCCGCCGCCGCCGCAGGAGCCGGAGCCGGAGGAUACCGCAAGCAGGUGAUUAUCCGAACACCUUGCCCUCUUCUUCAUCCCUGGGCGGGUGGAUCUUUCCCCCGGCAGCGGCGCCCGAGGGAAACCUCGGCCUCGCCGAGAGGGGGAUCGACGGGGGCGCUCGGGUCGUCGGCGGCGCGCGCCGUUCGACUUCCCGGGCGCCCCGCUUCCGGAUUCCUUCCCGUUGCGGGGCAGCGGCACGGGAGGAUCAGGUGUCGCCCUCAGUUCCUGCGUUGGUGUUGUUACCUGCGAAGGGGAAGGACAUGAAGCCCAGUGCCCAAUUCACUUAUUUAUCCUUCAAAGUAGAUGGACUAACUUCUGUCCUGUUUUAUCAUGCAGGCACUAAGGAAAUGCCACCGAAGAAGAAGAAGACGGGUGCCAAAAAGAAGGCUGUAAUCAACAAGCCUCCAAGGAUCUGCCAUUAUCUCCUUUUACCAGGGGAGAAUGGCACACCGGUUAUAGAUUUUGUCAAGAGCCUUUUGCCAGGGAAGAAGACGGGUGCCAAAAGGGAGACUGAUAUAAUGUGUGAUCAAGAACCAGUAGGCCAAACGCAGAGAUGGCUUAAUCCGCCAGCAAGUUUUACAGAGAGUGUGAAACAGAUAUUAUUCAGAAUAACCAAUAUGCCAUUAGACGUUAUUUCCUCUGGUUACUGUUUUGAAAGCUUGCGUCCGGAGAACAUAAUUGUCACAGACUACUUUGAGAUUCCAAAGUUACUGGUUGCUAACUUGAAGGAAAGAACCGCCGAGGGCACAAAGGCCAAUCUUACAGCCCUCGGCAACCUGCUUGACCAGUUGGUGAGCGAAACAAGUGAGAAGUAUUACACGGACUCAAGUAUUAACCCUGAGUUCAAGCAUCUGAUACAGCAUAUAAAAGGGUAUCAGCAAGGCGACCCUUUUUUUCUAAUGAGAUAUCCCAUCUGCUACGUUCCUUUGGAAAACCGGUCCUUUCUCUAUGCUGAAAUGUAUGAUUAUAUAAUGGAUAUUCUUAGAGAAACUGAUCCGGAGGCGUUCCAGUUUGUCAUCACCAGUCUGUCCUACCCCUUGGACUGGAAUGCUCAAUGUCAGAGUAACACAUACCUUCUUCAGUCCUUGGGCAGGUCAAGAUAUGAUCCCGAUGCGACCCGUUUCCCCGCAGAAUCGGAUCCUCGAUUGGAGGUACUGAGGUAUCACAGGAAUGGGCCUGCCCAUCCAUUAGAAGACGCAGCAGAUCCAUCCAAAGAAAAUGGGAUGUCCUCGACGAGGGCUGAUCUUGCGCAUAGACUUUAUUUCCUGUUUCCUCGUUUAAUGUCGUCAAUGCAAACCAGCUUGCACUUUCUUGGAGCUCUUCGGCACCUGGGAACAGAGAAGUUAUUUCCCUUUCAAGUCGGGAAACCUGAUGGUACUCAGUAGUGACUAGGAAGCAAGGGUAGUAACUCACUACGCUUUCUACAGCUGCACAUUGUGUAUCAUGUGUGUGUAAUUCCGGAGCUGGUUUUGCCCCCUGGAGGAACUUGAAGUGCAGCUCUAGUCUGAAUCUUGGAAUGGUGAAAAGAAUGUAGUUCAUCUAGCUUUCUUAGUGACCUAAAUAGUCAAGAUGUACAGUAUAUUUGAACAUGCUAGGAGCUGGUUUGCCCCCCGGUGUUGGUGGCACUUGAAAUUUGGUUGUAAAUACGUACAUGGUUUUCAAAAUAGGGAAGAGAAAAGUCAAGAAGCCUCUAAUGAUCAA
Hordeum vulgare subsp. vulgare (domesticated barley) is the source of this 1849-nucleotide messenger RNA. RefSeq lists its product as uncharacterized. Bases 16 to 1533 code for a protein of 505 amino acids. The transcript is spliced from 4 exons. Lineage: Eukaryota; Viridiplantae; Streptophyta; Magnoliopsida; Poales; Poaceae. The record is from RefSeq and is a predicted model, not a curated record.